Messenger RNA from Oncorhynchus keta (chum salmon), 7717 nucleotides. RefSeq names its product protein phosphatase Slingshot homolog 1-like. Gene Ontology annotation, biological process: actin cytoskeleton organization; protein dephosphorylation; negative regulation of actin filament polymerization. Lineage: Eukaryota; Metazoa; Chordata; Actinopteri; Salmoniformes; Salmonidae. Gene Ontology annotation, molecular function: protein tyrosine/serine/threonine phosphatase activity; actin binding. The transcript is spliced from 15 exons. Gene Ontology annotation, cellular component: cytoplasm. Bases 423 to 3626 code for a protein of 1067 amino acids. The record is from RefSeq and is a predicted model, not a curated record.
CCAUUGGACCAGACCACUGAACGUUUGAAUUCAGGAUCAACACACAGACAGCAGCUCUAGCAGUCUGGGCUGGCAUUAUGGUAUACGCUCGCAUCAACUACAUCCUCCUGCCUGAUUGAAGCUGUUUUGUGCAGGCUACAGAGGCUAGCUAGUGUGAAAGCCGCAGCAUGUGGAACGACGUGUGUCUGCACUGCACGUUCUUAAUAUUACAUGAAUGUAUUUUUAUUAGAGAACAUUCAAAAGCAACAACUGAGGCACUGGCUGCCAGAUUUUAGGACGAUUGAAAUUUAAUAACGACGAUGAAAUUCUCUGCUUCGAUCGCAAUAGACGUUGACAUCGAGAAGCAACUUCCUCAGGUUCUUUACCCGAAAUAAAACCAUUCUCUGGACAGGCAACACCGGCCUGUGCAGAUUCUCCCAGUCAUGGCUCUGGUUACUUUGCAGCGCUCCCCUACCCCAAGCGCUGCAUCCACAGCCAGCACUACCACCACCAACGUGGGGGAGGACUUUGGGAGUGACUAUGAGCGGCGGCUAAAUCAGAGCCUGAGCGAGAGCUUCUUCAUGGUGAAGGGUGCUGCCCUCUUCCUGCAACAGGGCAGCAGUCCUCAGGGCCAGAAAGCACAUCCCCACCACAAACAUGCAGGAGACUUACCUCAGCACCUGCAGGUGAUGAUCAACAUUCUUCGCUUCGAGGACCGAAUCAAACUGGCGGUGCGGUUGGAGAGUGCCUGGUCAGACAGAGUGCGUUACAUGGUGGUGGUGUACACCAGUGGACGACAGGACACAGAGGAGAACAUCCUGCUGGGAAUAGACUUCAGCAACAAGGACAGUAAAAGCUGUUCCGUUGGCAUGGUGCUGCCUCUGUGGAGUGACACCAAGAUCCAUCUGGAUGGAGACGGGGGUUUCAGUGUGAACACAGUGAGCCGGAAUCAUGUCUUCAAACCUGUGUCUGUACAGGCCAUGUGGUCGGCUUUGCAGAUCCUCCACAAGGUGUGUGAGGUGUCCCGCAGGUACAACUACUUCCCCGGGGGCAUGGCCCUCACCUGGAUGGGCUUUUAUGAGAGCUGCAUCUCCUCUGAGCAGAGCUGCAUCAAUGAGUGGAAUGCCAUGAGAGACCUGGAGACCUUGAGGCCUGACUCCCCCACCAUGUUUGUUGACAAGCCCACAGAGAGGGAGAGGACCGAGUGCCUUAUCAAAGCCAAACUCCGAAGCAUCAUGAUGUUCCAGGAUCUGGAGAAUGUCACCUCUAAACAGAUCCGAACAGAGCUGGAGCAGCAUAUGAGCUGUAACCUGAUGCAGUACAAGGAGUUCAUCGACAACGAGAUGCUGCUGAUCCUGGGCCAGAUGGACAAGGCAACACUCAUCUUUGAUCACCUCUACUUGGGAUCUGAAUGGAAUGCCUCCAAUCUGGAGGAGCUUCAGGACACUGGGGUGGGCUAUAUCCUCAACGUCACCAAGGAGAUAGAUAACUUCUUCCCAGGAACAUUUUCCUACCAGAACAUACGGGUCUAUGACGAGGAGACUACAGACCUGCUGGCCCACUGGAACGAGACUUACAACUUCAUUGUUAAAGCAAAGAAGAACCACUCCAAGUGUCUGGUCCACUGUAAGAUGGGCGUCAGCCGCUCGGCCUCCACCGUUAUUGCCUACGUCAUGAAGGAGUAUGGUUGGUCGCUGGAGAAGGCCUGCAACUUUGUCAAGCAGAAAAGAAGCAUCACACGGCCCAAUGCAGGCUUCAUGAGACAGCUGGCUGAGUACGAAGGCAUUCUGGACGCCAGUAAGCAACGUCACAACAAGCUGUGGCGUCCCGAUCGUCCCGACCCAGACUGCGAGCUCCCUGAGGGCCAGCAGGCCCAGUGCUGUGGGAGGGAGGACCCAGGUAAUCAGACCCCUGAACCGGUGAUGUCCCCCUGCUAUGAGGAGGCUUUGGGGGAGAAGGGGGUGGCACAUCCCCUCUCCCCCUGCAGGAUGAUCAGUCUGGAAGUGGACCCCGCUUACAACAACUACUACUUUCGCAGGCUGUCUGACUCGGCCCUGGACAGUGACCCCUCCACGCCGGUGCGCGCUCCGCCCCUCCUGGACAUGGAGCGGGUCUUUAUAGAGAUAGAGGACGUGGAGCGGGAUGCUCUGCUGGAUGACGAGGCCUUUGGGGGGCGAGAAGGCCUUACCCACUUUGGUCAGGCUGGGGAGGGGACAGCGGCCCAGACUUGCUGCCGAGGACCAGAGCCCCUGGAGGAGCUGCGCCUACGUCUGGAGUUCAGCACCGUGGAGGAGGAGGAUGAGGAGGAGGCGCAGAAAGAGGAGGCAGAGAUGGAGGCAUUAGCACAGACAGGAGGAAGAGGGGAGAGUGCAGGACGAGGGGAUGGUGAAGGAGAGGUGGAGAUGGUUCAGGAAGAGGAGGGAGAGAAAGAGGGCAAUGGGCUGGACCUGGUAACCCUGAACCAGAACUCCAACAAUAACAACCACUUUAAUACCCUGUCCAGCCUCAAUGACACUGCUCCUUCCAAACCUGCUCACACAGUCAAGCCUUCAGUCCUCUCUCGAUCAGACGACAAGCCCAGCCAUGGAGUGGAGAUACUGACCCAGGACGCCGAUCUCUGCCUUAGCACACUGGGGAGGGGUGUGGGGUUAAGUGUCUCUGUGGAGGUCCCCAGUCCCACGUUUCCUCUCUCACUCACCUCACCCGACACACCCUGUUCCCCCAGCCUGCUACACCCCUGUAGCCUGCUGUGUGUCUGUGUCAACUGUGUUACCACACCCUCUACACUUCUACCUGAUGCCCAGGACUCCCCUUACUCGCUGACAUCUGAGGACAGGGCUGAUAUUCUGGAGGGUGAAUCUGAGGGUGAGGAAGGGAAGCUUUUAGGGGUCUCUGAGGCUCUCCUUGUCCAAGAGCUGCUGAGCCUGGAGAAGGAAAGGCCGGCAGUGGCCUGCAACGUGGCCCAGCAGCAAGAGACUCUAGUGCAGCUACAGAGGUCAGGGCUGGUCCGCCGGAGGGCAGAGAGGCUGGAGAGGCUGUCAGGUCUGUCCCUAGAGGGGCUUCAUCCCCUGGAGCUUCCAGAAACUCCCAGCUCAGGGGCAAGAGAGGACUCCAGUCCUGUGGAGGGGAUUUUCUCAGUUUUCCCAGGAGACUUCCCCAAGUCCUCCACACCAUGCCCAGUACGCCUAGAGCCGCUGCUGGUUCCUCUGCCUAAUGAGACCCUGCUGGGGGCAGUGGGAUCUGGGAGUCUGACACCCACCUCCUCCCCCCAUGGCUCCACACUGACACGUAGCUCUAGCAGUGACAGCAUCCGCAGUGUGAGGGGCAAACCCGGCCUGGUGCGCCAGAGGGCUCAGGAGAUCGAGACUCGCAUGCGGCUGGCCGGCCUCACCAUCCCCUCAAGCCUCAAACGCUCUAACUCACUGGCCAAACUGGGCAGCCUCAAUUUCUCUUCUGAAGACCUGUGCUCCAUCUGCUCCUCGGACGCUGGCACCCUCCUGCUCCGCUCUCUUUCCCCAGAGCCAGGCCGAGAAUGGGAGUGCCCCACCACCUCUUCCUCUACCUCCACCUUCACCUCCACUCAUCCCAGAGCACAGAGGGACCAGACCAGCCCAGAGAGAGCACUGCCAGGGGGGACCAGGAGCUGACAGGAAGGAUGGAGGGACACUCCUCCACCCAUCCCUCCAUCCCCCACUCUGAGCUGGAGAGGGUAACAGAUUUUGGAGAGGGAUAGUCUUAAAAAAAACAAAUGUGUGUGUAUAUAUAGAAUUAUACAUAUAUAAAUAAACAUUUAAAAUAAUAUAAAUAUAAAUCCACAUCAUAUUGAAGUUAAAAGAAACAAUCCAAAUAUUUUGGUUAGUCUGUUUUUGCAUGGAGCUCAAUGAAUGUGUGUGUGAAGAUGAACCUCGUACAGAAGACCUGGUCUCCAUCAGGACUUAAAAAAAGCUAUUUUCAUUCCUGGUCCUUUGCCUUUCUUGCUGUCCAGAGAUCAGAAUUACAGCUUCAUCAUUAUCAUCACCACCAUAUUCCUCAUUAUCAUCACCAUCCUAUAUAUAUAUACCCUGACUUUCACAAGCAGUGGAUAUUACAUAGACUUUAUCAUUCAAUGUUUUGUUUGCUUUACCAUUGGUUUAUGGUACAAAUUGUGUUGAUUGGCUUAGUUGCUGUCUUUAGAGUUGAUAAUCAGAUGAUAUUGAUUUUGCUCUCUCUCUCUCACCAUGUGCUGAAAACAAAGGUGAGAAGAGGGCGUGGUUGUCCAUGCUGUAUUUAGCACUGCUUAUCUAUCUUCGCUUCAGUCAACAUUUUUUACAGUAAGCAAUAUGACACUUACAGAGACCAUAAACAUGUCAUAACACAAAGCACCAUUCAUUUGAUGUGCAGUAUGUUGUUUGGAGGACAAUGACUAUCAUGUGAUAGGUCAAAUGUGUGACAUCACAAUGGUCCUGGAGAGUUGGUAUGCUGAAACAUUUUCUUCCUCUUUUCACCUCUGUGUUACAGAUGAUCUGUUCCAGGUGGUUGGUUGUUUACUAACGAUGUGAUAUUAGAAAUGUGAUUGUAAAUUAUACAAGCAUAGAAUCCAUUUCCUCUGCUUCUGAGCCUGCUUUGUAUUUGGAGAUUUGAAUCAUUUUGGGAUGAGCCAAAUAGAUGUCACAAAUCAUUUUUAAACAAUUCAGAUCCAAAAAUAAUAAAAAAAACAAAAAGACCAUAGCCCUCCCUCAAGUACUGCAGUAUGAUUCCACUUUGUAACAAAAGUCAUUCCUUCUUCCUUGAUGCUAUAAUAUCCUCCAAGCUUCCAACCUUUACCUGUUGCAGAACGUCUACAUAUAAUUCCAUGAGUCUUCUGGGACCAUUCUACCUCUGACGCCACGGUGAUGUGGUGCUUUUCAUUUUGUUCAAGCAGUUCUACAGACCUGCUCCUGUCAGGUGAGAGGCUCACAUGCCGUAUCGGAUCUCUUCGGGCUGUGUGUUGUAUGCAGGGUAGUCCAUAGUUGUCUGGUUUAUAAUCUUAAAUCUGCUGAGCCUCCAAUGUCUAGACACUCACCAGCCAAACCUCACCUGAGAUUCAGCAACAGUGCCGUGGAAAACAUAUGACAUAACAAUGGGGCUGAGAAAGCCAUCUUGCAGCUCCUUUACUGCCCUCCCUUCCCAUUAGCCUGUGUCUAGGCCUGGGUUUACCAGUGUUUUGUAGAGGUCCUUUCUGAGAUCGGCGUCCACUGAAAGGAACCUUGCGAUUUUGCUUUGCUUCUGGCUACGUUGAAUGCUAAUCUUAUUCAAACUGCUCUUUGUCAGUUUUAUAAGUUGAGCAUAGGGGCGGCAGGUAGCCUAGUGGUUAGAGCGUUCAUCGAAUCCCAGAGCUGACAAGGUAAAACAUCUGUUGUUCCGCCCCUGAACAAGGCAGUUAACCAACUGUUCCUAGGCCGUCAUUGAAAAUAAACAUUUGUUCUUAACUGACUUGCCUAGUUAAAUAAAAAUAAAUAAAAUACAACUUCUCUCCCUCUGCAGCUGCUUGUUGACCCACGCUUGUCUGUAAUCAUGUCCUUUAUUGCAUCUGAGACUUGGUCUUUGAACUGAGUUGCGAUGCAGAAUCAAAAUUGUGAGCAGUUGCAUUGGGAGUCGUACAAAGUCUUCUUUAGGUUCCAGAGACGGCUUCUCUCUGAUCUUUCCUCUGUGGGACUCUGGAGGGUCACACCAUUCCUUAUGCAUGAGGCCAUGAGAUCCAUGAUGUCUAUCCACUUCCAUCCUUGUUCUUUCUCGCCCUGUCUCAGUACUGCUCCCCUGAAAAGUGUACCACUAUUUCACAUUCCAUGUAGUUCAUUCCACUCAGCUUGUCUUCGUGUAUAAUUGAAAAUAAUAUCAAUUGUUAAUUUAACAUCUGGCUACUUUACCAUAUAUUCUUUUUCUUCCGUUUUUUUCAGUUAUUUUUACAAUGUUGCAGUCAUAUUUGCUUUUAAAAUGAUUUUAUAAGUUCAGUAUUUGUGCAUGAGAAUGGUUACUGUGAACUAUUGAACUACAUUUUUAAUAGGUUCAUAUUGCACAUGCAUUUCUCCCACGUAUGAGAGCACAUGACGCAUUUACUGUAUGUAAAUAUGUAUGUACAGUAGUCGAUGACGUUACAGAAUAUACUGCUGUAUAGUACUGUAUGUACGUGUCUGUUAAUAUGGAGAGCAGAGACUUAGUUCUUCCCAAUGACUCCAGUUCCUGUGCGGACACUGUUUUACUGCAAGCAGUGUCCUUCCAGUUUUAAUCACUUAUGCUGUGUUUGUGUAUGUAUGUAUGUAUGUACAUAUGCUAUUUUAUUGACAUGUGUCAGUUGCCUGUUUUUUAAAUUUUUUUUUAAGGUUUUGGUUCUAUUGGGCAUAACCCAAACAGCCACUUACCACUAAAAUCUUGACCUCAAAGAAAGUGUUAAAUUAGCUGAAUUGCCUCUGUCAUUGUACGUCAAAAUGUCAACCAUGAUACUGUGUAAGUGUAUUUGGUGUGCCACGCAAACGCUGAUGUGAUUGUGCACAUACUGUAUACAGGACCUCUGUACUGUAGAGAUGGCUCUGUAAUGUUUCUCCCCAGUUUAUACCCUUGCUGCUUCCAUUUCAGGGUGAUGGUUUAUUUAGUUGCUGUUUUUCUUUCUUGCUGCACACUAGAUGUAGAGAACAGAGCGAUGGACGUGCUUCCCAGGUGCCAGGCCAACAUCUCUGGACAGCAGGGCUGUCCUAUGGUGUGUGUGCAUCAUGUAAUAUGCACUACGUUUUAAAAUGUGUGUGGCAAUCUAGACUCUUUUCACAAUGGAUGCCAACCUGUGUUGUGGGGUCUGUUGUCCAGUGUGGUGCCCCUUAACCCCAUCUAGGUUGCCACUUGGCGUCUGAUGCUGCACACAGUGCAACUGGAGGUCAUUAGUGCUAUAUGAGUGUGUGAGCUGUUAGUCCACUUCCAUUUAGGUUUGAUUUAUGGACACACACUAGUGCCUUAGCCGUGAGAACAGAGGCAUAGAGAUGUGUGACGUGUGUGUGUGUGUGUGUGUGUGGUGCUGCCAGUAUUGCAGAGGAUUUGGAUAGUAGGGUUGAUACAUGAUGGGAGUGGGACACUGAUGAGACUUCCCUUCCUUUUUAGUAGAACAGUGGUCCUUCAUUUCUUUUCAUAUUUGUAUUUUUUUCUAACGAUAGACCAAGGUGUGAAACAGGAAUCUGAAGCCUGGUGUUCCUUUUUUGAAACUUCUUUGGUUUGAAGAGUAUUAAUCAAUAUUCUCUUCCUUGUCCCAUUCACAUGUCCAUCAGGGUUUCCAAGAUGGGAUUUUGAUUCCAAAUUGUUAGUGCUCUUUGAAAUGUGGGAUAGCACAAAAGUUAUAUCUACUGGUGUUGUCACUAAAUAGACACUAUUGAAGCUGUUUGACAUAAUCGUGAUUCUCAUUUUGUAUAUUAAUCAUUUAUUUGCGUCUGUAAUCUGUUACAUCUUAUGUAUUGCACCUUUGGGAGAAACAGAAGAGACUGUAGGAUCAUCCGCAUACUCGCAUAGUGUCAUACUGAUAGAUGAGUGUUCAUAUCACUAAUGAUUUAUGAGGUUUCUUGUAGGCAUAAAGUCAAACCAAUUUGAGAAAGAUCACAGCGAUAGGUUUCUCCACUGUUUUUUGUUAUCAUUAAGUAUGCAGUGAUUUUUGGUACUGUACAUUUGCUGUAGUUUGAAUGCAUUAUGCACUUUUUUACAUUUGUUAAAAUGUACUUUUUAUGAAAAUAAACGUUUUUUCAUA